CAUUCAGUCCGAGACCGGGACAGCACUACUGCAGCGCGUGUGUGUGUUUGUGAGCGCGCGUUGCCUAAAUAGAAUCUAUAUAUAUAUCGUGCUUACAAAAAAGAGUUUGUGUGUGUGCUGUGAGAGCGUGCGCUUCGGUGUUCAAAGUCUUUUGGGACAGAAACUUUUUCGUUACUUGUGUUUUUGUUCAGUUUACUUUUCGCGCGUGCCUUUACGUUUGCGUGUGUGUGUGAUCGUGCGCAUGAGUGUGCAUUCGUGCGCAUGUGUGUGUGUGUGUGUGUGUGUGUGAACAGAGGCUAUAGCCGUAGAGCUGCGCGAGCGAGAGCAUCAGUCUGGGACCCUCUCACACGGCUGGAGUGUGCAGACUGGGAGGACUGGUGGUGGCGUUACUAGCCUGUACUGGAAGCCCCCCAGAGUGUUCCAGGAGUUUCAGUCCCACCUGUUGCGCUCUGAAGAGAGCGAGGAGACGUUUGGAGAAAGUUUGAGACGUUUGGAGAAAUUUGGAAGAACUUUGAAGAAAGUUUGAGACGUUUGAAGAACGUUUGAGACGCUUGGAAGAACUUUAGAGAGAGUUUGAGACGUUUGGAGACGUUUGGAGAAGUUUGGUAGAACUUUGGAGAAGUUUGAGAACUUUGGAAGAACUUUGGAGAACGUUUGAGACGUUUGGAGAAAGUUUGAGAACUUUGAAAAACUUUGGAUAACGUUUGAGACUUUUGGAGAAAGUUUGCGAAAUUGAGGGAACUCUAAACAGCUAAGAGAGAAAAAGUGAGAGAGAGAGAGAGAGAGAGAGAGAGCUUCAGACAUAAAGAGAGAGAGAGAGAGAUCAGCCCGCUCUGCUCUUCUCCGUACGCAGAGCUCCUCCAGCCAGCUCCAGCAGGAACACCGCGGUGGAAUCUGUACACUUUUCCUCACCAGAACUGUCUUCACACUGCUGCUCAACACCAGAACAGUCACUCCGAGAACCCAGAUCUCCCAGUACAGCAGCAGCAACAUCUCCAGAACUUAAAGGAAACACGCGCUGGAAGUUUGGGAAAGUUUUGGGAAAGUUUUGGAGCAGAAGAAGAUCAGCGCAGCGCCACAGCAAGUGGCUGGGUGCAUUGUCCUGCUGAUAAGGCCUCUGCCAUCGAGAAUACCAUCAGCGUGAAGGGGAUCAAUAAGCUCCGGAACAGCGUUUAGAGGAUCGCCUUGAGCUGGACGGACAGGGAUGGAUGCGAUCCAGAGCCUGCGCUUCAUCCUCACCAUCAUCACACUCCUCGCCUGCAGCUCCCAGAGACUGGCGCACGCGAACUCAUGGUGGUCUUUAGCCAUGAACCCCAUCCAGAGGCCGGAGAUGUACAUCAUCGGAGCCCAGCCGCUGUGCAGCCAGCUGACGGGUCUGUCUCAGGGCCAGAGGAAGCUGUGCCAGCUGUACCAGGACCACAUGGUGUACAUCGGCGAGGGGGCCAAGACUGGCAUCAAGGAGUGCCAGUACCAGUUCAGGCAGAGGCGGUGGAACUGCAGCACGGUGGACAACACCUCCGUGUUCGGGCGCGUGAUGCAAAUAGGCAGCAGAGAAACAGCGUUUACCUACGCCAUCAGUGCUGCGGGCGUGGUGAACGCGGUGAGCCGGGCGUGUCGGGAGGGCGAGCUGUCCACCUGCGGCUGCAGCAGAGCGGCUAGACCCAGAGACCUGCCCCGGGACUGGCUGUGGGGCGGCUGCGGAGACAACGUCAACUACGGAUACCGCUUCGCCAGGGAGUUCGUGGACGCGCGAGAGCGGGAGAAGAACUACCCCCGAGGCUCUAUAGAUCACGCACGCACCCUGAUGAACCUGCAGAACAAUGAAGCUGGAAGGAUGGCGGUGUACAACCUGGCCAACGUUGCCUGCAAGUGCCACGGCGUGUCGGGCUCCUGCAGCCUGAAGACGUGCUGGCUCCAGCUGGCAGACUUCAGACGUGUGGGCGAGUUCCUGAAGGAGAAGUACGACAGCGCUGCCGCCAUGCGCAUCAACCGCCGCGGCAAGCUGGAGCAGGUCAACAACCGAUUUAACCCACCGACAGGCGAGGACCUGGUGUACAUCGACCCCAGCCCGGACUACUGCCUGCGCAACGAGAGCACGGGCUCGCUGGGCACCCAGGGCCGGCUCUGCAACAAGACCUCGGAGGGCAUGGACGGCUGCGAGCUGAUGUGCUGCGGCCGCGGCUACGACCAGUUCAAGACCUACAAGCACGAGCGCUGCCACUGCAAGUUCCACUGGUGCUGCUACGUCAAGUGCAAGCGCUGCACGUCACUGGUGGACCAGUUUGUCUGCAAGUAGCCCCAGAGACCUUCAGGGCCCUAGGGAUGCACUUGGAUGCACUAAACUAGGAGUUGGUUGGGGCGAAGGUUGGUUGGGCGUUCAGGACUGAGCAAGUCAGAAAAGGACUGAGCAAAAUGUACUAAAGACUGUGAUAAUAAAUAUUAAGAAAGUUUUAAGUAUGUAAUUAUGUAUAAGUGUGUGGUGAAUGGUAAUUUAAUGAAGUUCACUCGAGAACUGACAAAACUAGCUAGAACUUCGAGAACUUCUGGGACCUUCUGGAACGUCUAGAAGGGGUGAAAGGAGUAAAUGUAAUGUAAAUGUGUUGGUCUUGUUCUUGUUUGUCCUCUUUUCGUCUUGGUAGCAUCUCACACGUGGACAGCUCAUCUGAUCACCUGAUCAUCUGAUCAGUCUGGAACUCAUCAGAUUUUCUGCUCUUGAUGAUUCUUCUCCAGAGGAUCAGGAGAAGACCUUUUGGACUCAUUGCUUUUUGCUCCUGCGGACUCCCUCCAACUCUCCUGUAUUAUUAGAGCUCUUAAAACCCUUGCGCCACACAGAGACCUUGAUCAUGACCAUGAAACCAAGGGAUCAUUGGAUUGGGUUGAUGUUGCAACGUACAUAGUUGACCUGUGAAAUGUGUGCUUGUGCUUGUGUGUUGCUGUGCCUCUCGAGGUCCAAGAACGCUUCGUCCCAGACCCGCGGAGAUCUUUUCUUCAGAGGAGAAGGAAUUUCAGAAAGAGAUUCCUGUCAGAAGACGACGCGUCAAGACGAUGUGCAGCAAGUGUGUUUGGGGACUUUUCUCCUUAAAGCUUCAGCUUAGAGAAAAACAUCUCUUCGUCUUCUCUUAAUGAUUUAAAGUAGCCACCAGCCACUUCUGGUCCUAAUGGAAAUGAGCUUUCAGCUUGGCUUAGUAUAAAAGCUGAUAUGAGCUUUUAAUAUACAGUACCUCUCUGGUAUGAGUCUUUCAAGGUCUUCUGCACAUGAGAUCAAGGAAAGGAAGUAUAAAAUGUCUAAUGAAUGUCAUGUUGUCUUAUUUUAUAUAUUUUUUAUAUAAAAAAGGACAACUGAAUGAAUGUGAGUUUGCUAAUCUUGCAAAGAGAUGGAUAAAAGAGAAAAGACAAGGCUACACAAUAAGGACUGCAAAUUACUAUUGUACUCACGCAAUAGUUGACCAGAUUAUAUUUUAUUAAUUGCUUCUCAUGUUAUACAUCAUAUGUAUUGUUCUGAAUAUUAUUUUUUGAUACAGAGGCUUCUACUGUUGAGUUCUAUUUUAGCAGAGGUGAUAUUCCUUCGCCACCGGAUGGAAUGGGUUCUAUUGUGUCAGCUCCAUCUCCCAUUGUCAGGCCAUAGUUUUUACACAUGGCCUAUGUCAGUCUGUCAUUAGAGAGAGUACUACAUAUGUAAAUAACAGUCUAUGUAUAAAAAAUUACACACCGUGAUUACAAUUUUCCAUGACUUCACAUGUUAAUCCAAAUUGUUUGCUGCCCUAUGACCAUAUGCUUGUUGUGUUUAUGUAUUUUCCCCAUCAUUCAAACCAGUAAUAUUAAAGAAAAAACAUUAAUAAUGAUUAUUA
Messenger RNA from Astyanax mexicanus (Mexican tetra), 3848 nucleotides. RefSeq names its product wingless-type MMTV integration site family, member 5b (gene wnt5b). Gene Ontology annotation, biological process: canonical Wnt signaling pathway; cell fate commitment; multicellular organism development. The record is from RefSeq and is a predicted model, not a curated record. Gene Ontology annotation, cellular component: extracellular region. Bases 1205 to 2296 code for a protein of 363 amino acids. The transcript has 7 exons. Lineage: Eukaryota; Metazoa; Chordata; Actinopteri; Characiformes; Acestrorhamphidae. Gene Ontology annotation, molecular function: cytokine activity; frizzled binding.